Messenger RNA from Podarcis lilfordi (Lilford's wall lizard), 1861 nucleotides. NCBI's taxonomy places the organism in Eukaryota, Metazoa, Chordata, Lepidosauria, Squamata, Lacertidae. The record is from the annotation of a GenBank genome assembly.
GACAGCUGUGCUCUCUGCCACUGGGCUCCACUGAAAACAGCUUCUCCAUGCGAACCAGGAAGUGACCUCUCCAGACAGCAGAACAACUCUUCUUUUCUUAUCUCUGUGUCUGCGAUCUCGUGGGUGGCGCAGACGCUGUUAGGCAGUUGAAUGUGCAUGUGUACUCUGUCUGUUUCCCUCCCUUCCACACGGCCCCGGGCACUGGCAACCCACACUAUGCCACUGCCUGCGACAAAGGAACUUGGUAGCAGGACUGGAGAAAUACCUCUCCUUGAGGCCCAGGAAAGCUGCUGGUGUUCAGAGCAGAUGGGACAGCCAAGCCAAGAGGACCACUACUCAGAUUCAGCAUAAUGCAGAUGGCUUAAAAACACAGCACCAUUACACCACCCCUCCUCCCAGUAUAAAACAAGAAAAAUCUAAUAAUUGAAAGAACAGUAUAAAACCUGCUAUACCUAGCCAGCAAAGGAGUUUGGUAUUUUUAAUGAAGAUAAAAAGCCUUGGAUUUUUAUUUUUAUUGUUGUUGUUUAGUCAUUAACCUGGCAACAGAAACUGCUUAACGGUAUCCCCGUCCUCCAUGUCUCUGGAAGUACUGUGUGUGCUUCUCCAUCCCCCACCCCACCCCACAAAAAAGGCCUUGCUCAGAGACAUGAAACCCGACGAAACCAGAAGUACAAGGUACAGAAUUAGCAGAAGGGGAGACCCCCCAGGAAAUGGCAUCUCUCUCAGACCAAUCGGCUUGUGACAGCUGGAGUUCCCAGAACCUGCUCAGGGGAGGCCAAAGGACCCCCCAACCAGCUAGCCUGGGCUUUGUCCCUUGUCCUGUAACAAACUGGGAAAUGAAAGGAGCAGCAGCCUUCUGUGGGUUUCCACAGAAUAGUCCCCACAGCUGGGCAAAAUGACAUCUUGAUCUUUCAGCAUGAUUCAUCCAAAUUCUGAGUAAUAGCAUAGGGUGGCUUAUUAACUGGGCCUGAUUUUUCCUCACUGCUGCAGCAGGCCUCAAAGACCUGAACAGGAAACUGAAAUGUCUUUAUUAAGGGUGGGGACAUUCCCAAGGAUGGAAGAACCUCCUCCCUUUCAGGCCUUUCCUUAGCUGCAAGACUAUUCCUGCUUCAUCUUUGCAGUACUGAUGAGAAGAUUUAUUCAGCGAGACAGCGGCAGCUUAUCCCCUCCUUUUGUUUCUGACAUCACUGCAGUCUCCAUAGGAACCAGAUGUGAUGUAACUUCUGGAUACUCCGGGGGAAAUCAGAUGGGCUUCUUAGGCCAGAGGAUCCUGUUUCCAUUAACAAAUGGGAGCCAAGAAGAGAAACUCCAGAGGACUGUCUGGUGUGGAUAUGGGGACAUCUGGAGUUCCCCUCUGUAUCUGUCUAGUGUGCAUCGCCAUAGAAUCCUGACAUGCUCAAAUAGAUUCCUCCUGCAUAAAUUGUAUCCAAGCAAAAUCCUGUGUCCAUAUGGAAUAGAGAGGCAUUUAUGCAAUAAAUGCUCUUUAGCUGAUGGCCUAAGCAGGGCGGAAGAAUAAUUACAUAUGCUUGCCCCAUUUAAUCGAGAAAUGCACAGCCUUGUUGUCCAUACUAAACAAGUGUUAACAUGUCUCGCUAGGUGCUCUUUAACCUGAUGUUUUGCAGAUCUUACUCCAGAUGUUCCGGCUAGCAAUGUAGCCUGCUAGGGGUAUGGAUCUACCUUCCCACACCCCCAACGCUCUUCUGUUUCUUUUCAGCCACUGCAAGCAAAUAGAUCAAAGUGGGUCGAGCUAUUUAAUUGGUCGAGGUGCUGCAAGUGCUCAGUAGUGAUUAACCCAGUCAUUGCCACAUUUCCCCCUUUGCAAAUCACUCACUUCACACAACCAGGGACAGCUGCGCUAGGC